AUGGAUACGUUGAACUCGUCGACCUCACCGUCAGGCUCCUCGGAUGCUUCGCCGCAGAACCACGGGCCUUCUCAAAGCGCGAUUACUGCUGGCAAUAAUCGCAACAACUUACCGCGAAAGAGCCACACUAAGAGUAGAAGAGGUUGCCGGCGAUGUAAGCAACGCAAGAUCAAGUGCGAUGAAGUUCAUCCCGAGUGCGGGAACUGCGUCAAGCACAGCGUUCCUUGUGACUUCAAAACUUCGGGAGCAGUCACUGUACCUGUACCAGCAUCAAAAAGAGCCAUCUCCAGGCUCACAGUUUCCAAGAGCGAUGCUGCGCCAUCAUCGUCAUCUACUUCACCAAUUCAACCUUCUUUGCAUUUACUAGAUCCAACAACAUGUGCUACAAGGUCUCAGAUACCAGACUGGUCACACCUGGAUAGAAUGCUAGAGCUACGUAUCUUCCAUCAUUACACAUCAACCGCCUACGGCCGGCAUUACAGGAUUCCCAUUGCUCAGGAACUCUGGACGGUCCUAAUUCCAACCCUAGCAUUCGAACAACCAUGUCUCAUGGACAGCGUCCUUGCAUGCUCUGCACUCCAUAUGCGCAUACAGACUCCUCAAGAUAGCGCAUUGACACAGGCAUCACACAGGUACAUGGCCCGUUCGAUACGUACAUACCUCGAAGCGCUCCGAGGCGGCAUUACAAAGCAGAACUUCGAUACUUUGUACUUGACAGCCAUGUUUAUCGCUUUUCAUACCUUUCUGAACCGCCGCUUUGAACCGCAAAAUGCUACCACAGACAACAUGGCCGUCGAAUGGUUUCAACCAUUCCAAGGCGCCAAGGUCAUCGUAGAAGCCGCUCUAGCCCAUGUCUCAUCUAGUGCCGUCACACAGAUAUUCCCCGGCAUGCGAGUUCCGCUGUUUCGCUGCGACCACUUGAGCAGCGAGUGCAACUUCGGAUUUCUGCUGAACGGCCUUGCUAGAGAUGAACCAGACUACAAGAUAUAUAGAUACGCGACCUCGCAUAUGUGCAGGGCUCUGCACUGCCGCCAGCCGCGGUUCUUCAUUCGCUUUUUAAGCGAUGCACCUAGUCGGAUCUCGGAACUACUUCGAUUGGGAGAUCCACGCAGCAUGGUCAUUGCGUUCUCUUUCUUCUCACUGAUGAAAUCGGUCCCCAUCCGACUCUGGUGGCUAGACGGCGCGGCCGAUGGAGAGAUUGCCAGAAUCAGAAUGGCCUUGCCCGAGGCAUGGCUGCCGAUGCUUGAACAGGCUCAUGAGGUUGUCUGGGGGUGCACUGAGAUGUGCGAUAACCGUGGAUUGCAUGCGCAUGGACCGGACAAUCAGUCCGUGCCAAUGGUAUCUAUGUGGCAGCAAGAUUGGACCCAUAGCGCCCCGAAGACUUUGAUGACAAACAUCACGGAACAAGAGCUGCUGUGGGCUCGGACAUGA
Molecule: messenger RNA, 1431 nt
Organism: Mytilinidion resinicola
Lineage: Eukaryota; Fungi; Ascomycota; Dothideomycetes; Mytilinidiales; Mytilinidiaceae
Exons: 3
Coding region: 1-1431 (476 amino acids)
Biological process (GO): regulation of transcription by RNA polymerase II
Molecular function (GO): DNA-binding transcription factor activity, RNA polymerase II-specific; zinc ion binding
Source: RefSeq, a predicted model, not a curated record